Molecule: messenger RNA, 971 nt
Organism: Salpingoeca rosetta
Lineage: Eukaryota; Choanoflagellata; Craspedida; Salpingoecidae
Exons: 1
Coding region: 112-411 (99 amino acids)
Source: RefSeq, a predicted model, not a curated record
GUUUUCCAAACUUGGGUGCAACAGCCAGAAACAAACACCACACGACGCAAAGACACAACACCAACCACGACUACGACACAACACCAACUACACGACCCACGAGACGUAGCCAUGGGCGACCGACGUGGAAACAACGGCGAUGAGGGAGAGCAGGGGAGGUUUAGUCGUCGCCCCGUGCGUGGGGAUGAUGGCUUUGGCAGUGGUGAGCAAAGGGUGGAGUACCCGUUCAUCAAAGGGUUUGCAGCAGGAUUGUUCGUUGCCCACUUCAACAGACACCUGCUGAUGGGCGCCCUUCUCGGAACAGCGGCAGGCAUGUACUACCAGCAGGAGUUUGGGGCCCCAGAUGUCAAGCAAGUAUAUGACGACACAUGCGAAAAGCUCAAAGACCUGCUGAAGCCGCCCAAGAAGUAAUCGUACGCUGUUUGUUCUGUGUUUCAUACCCGCCUUCGUUGUGUCGAGUGCAGCUUGUUGUGUCGAGUGUAGCCAUUUAUGUUUGAGAUGCAUGUUCGUGUGUUCGACACGACGCGACUAGCAUGACGACGACCUUGUGUGUGUGUGUGUGUGUGUGUGUGUGUGUGUGUGUGUGCGUGUGUUGUUCUCGCUUAGUGUCUUCUUCGUUCUUUGUUCAGCUUGUUACCUUCCACUUGGCAUUGACUGCGCUUGCACACCCGUCACCCUUUGUUGUGUUUCCCCUCCCCACAUCAGCUUGUACAGUUGUUUCGCACGCUUUGCACACACUUUUGCCGCUUCGCCCCUCUUGAUGCGUCUUUUGUUCCUCCUUGCUUGAUUGAUUAACUGGAAAUGUAUUGACAAGUGCUCGCCUGGGUCUGGGAUGUGGUUUUUGCGGCCACUGCACAAGGCAUAGCUUGGCCAGCCAGCGUGCACGCCACACAGUUAUCCUCAGCCAGUUGAAAGGAAAUACACAACAACGACAUUGAAACCGACACACAUCAGCGCUGAUGACACGCAUC